AUGGAUAGCAAAUUAUAAUCACAGAGUUAAAGUAAAAAAAAUAAAAAUAUUGGUUUGGUUUUAGGGUGUUAAAAUUCUUUUUCUUCUUCAUAAAUUGAAGGAGAGUCAUCUUAGGUUGAAAAAUAAUCUAGCACCUAGUUAUCAUUAGUUGCAAUUAAAGUUCAUAAAUAAAUUUUAAAAACUAGAAAAAAUCCUUUAAAGGGCUUCGUUAAAAGAUAAUUAGAGGUCUCCCCUAUUUUUACUAAACAGUUAAACUUUUCUCAUAAAUAUAUUCUUUUUGGUUAUUAAGAUGUUGAGACAUAUUAUAGAGAUUAUUCUGAUCCUUUUGAUUUUGAUUUAGUAGACUUAACCAAGCAAGGUAUAGAGAUAUAAUCAAUAAAGAAAUGUAUGAAAUAUGAUGAGUUACAAGUAAAUGUUAAUAACAAAACUUGCAGUGGAAUUACUAACUUUUAAUUUUUGAUAGAUCAUUUUGCAAAAUUUACAGAUUAAAAUUACAGAAAGCUUUAUUUAGAACUUAUUAAGUAUUAGAGUUUAACUACAUAGCUAAUUGAUCAUAUAAGCACUCUAAGAAUGAAAAUAUAAUCAAGGCUAAUACAGCAAGAAGAAGUAAAUAAUGCUCGCUAAUAAUUUUAAAAAUUUGUAGAAAACUAACUAAAUUAAUAAAUCAUAUAAGGUAAUUAUUUUUACGUCUAUCAGAUUUAUACUUUGGAUGUAGAUACAGUUGAUAUAAAGUUAGAUAAAUUAGGUUUUUCUUUAGCCUUUUUGAGCUUUAUGGGUAUAGAUUUAUCAGAAUGUGAAUAAUUAUUGCUCCAUUCAGGAUAAUCAUUUUAAGCUUCUUUUGGAGGAAUAAGACUUAAUGCAGUACUAGAGGAUUUAGAGAUGCUCAAUAGUGGUCUCGUAUUUAGAUGUAAAGAUACAACCAUUUAAACAAAAGAUUAAAUUAAAUUCUCUGUGAAAAAAGUAGAAGAAUUGAUUUUUUGGGAUGAAAGACCUGAAUGGGCAUCAAAAUACGAUUUCUUAAUGAUACUUUAAAAAGUAGAUUUAACUGCAGAAAAUAUUAAAUAUGUAAUUGAUGAAAGGCUAAAAAGAAAUUCAAUAGAUAACUCUUAUGAUAACAUAGAAAACCAUGUGUUAGAAUAUGUAAUUUAGAGUGAAGUAUUUUUAGAAAAGUUCUAUCCUGAAUUUUACAAGCAGUUCAAAGAAAAAAAAUCUGUAAAAUUAGAAAAUGAAAAUCUACCUUGA
Tetrahymena thermophila SB210 is the source of this 1242-nucleotide messenger RNA. RefSeq lists its product as hypothetical. NCBI's taxonomy places the organism in Eukaryota, Ciliophora, Oligohymenophorea, Hymenostomatida, Tetrahymenidae. The record is from RefSeq and is a predicted model, not a curated record. The transcript has a single exon.